This is a messenger RNA of Gymnogyps californianus (California condor), 2363 nucleotides long. RefSeq names its product kelch repeat and BTB domain containing 11 (gene KBTBD11). Bases 1 to 1770 code for a protein of 589 amino acids. The transcript has a single exon. The record is from RefSeq and is a predicted model, not a curated record. Gene Ontology annotation, molecular function: protein binding. Lineage: Eukaryota; Metazoa; Chordata; Aves; Accipitriformes; Cathartidae.
AUGGAGGGCAGCGGCGCGGCGGAGGCGGAGGAGAGCGGGGCCGGGCACGGCGCCCCGCCGCCGCCGCCACCGCCCACCCCGGCCGCCCCCUGCGGCUUCAGCUCCUCCCUCUGCUUCAGCGCCGCCGCUGCCGAGCCGCAGCCGCCCGCCGCCGGCGGCCGGGUGGUGGAGAGCCAGUGGGAGAUCAACAACGCCGCCUGCCAGCCGGAGGAAGAGGAGGAGGAGGCGGUGGGGACGCGGGACCGGCCGGCGGAGGAGCCCGACCUGGUGAUCGAGGUGUCGGGGCGUCGCAUCCGGGCGCACAAGUCGGUGCUGGCGGCCAAGAGUGACUACUUUCGCGCCCGCGCCUCACGGGACGUCCUGCGGGUGAAGGGGGUGAGCUACGGGGCGCUGCGGCUCCUCAUCGACUACGUGUACACGGCCCGCAUGGGCGAGGUGCGGCACGACAACCUGGCCGAGGUGGUGAGCGGCGCCCGCGUCCUCCAGAUGCCUUGCGCCCUGCACUGUGCCGCCGAGGCCAUGCGCGCCCAGCUCCGCCUCGACAACUGCUACCAGCUCCUCUGCCUGGCCAAGAAGCAGCGGCUGGCGGAGCUGCGGGAGGCCGCCUACCGCUUCAUGAGCGACCACUACCUGGAGGUGCUGCGGGAGCCCAGCGUCUACGGCCGCCUCAGUGGCACUGAGCGGGACCUCAUCCUGCAGCGGCGCAUGGAGGCUGGCCGGCCCUGCUUGCUGGUGGCCGAGGUCAGCGACGCCUUCGAGCGGCCAGGUGGCGGCAGCCGGCCGCAGAGCCGCGAGAGCAGCCGGCCGCAGAGCCCCUCCUCCGUGGUGUCGCUGGAGGAGAGCGGCUCCCUCAUCCACUGCUACCAGGAGGCCAGCGGCGAGUGGAGGGUGCUGACGCGCCUGCCUGAGGAGGCCAACGCCAAGGGCUGCGCCAUGUGCGUCCUCCACAACUACCUCUUCCUAGCAGGGGGCAUUGCGGCGGGGCCAGUGGGCGGCGAGCCCCGGGCCCGCCUUUCCGACAAGGUCUUCUGCUACAACCCCCUCACCGACACCUGGAGCCAGGUGCGGCCGCUGGCUCAGCCCCGCUCGCAGCUCAAGCUGCUGGCCCUGGACGGUUACCUCUAUGCCGUGGGGGGUGAGUGCCUCUUCACCGUGGAGAGGUACGACCCACGGGCCGACCGCUGGAGCCCUGUGGCACCCCUGCCCAAGGGUGCCUUUGCAGUGGCUCACGAGGCCACCACCUGCAACGGGGAGAUCUAUGUGUCGGGAGGCUCCCUCUUCUACCGCCUGCUCAAGUAUGACCCCAAGCGUGAUGAGUGGCAGGAGUGCCCUUACAACAGCAGCCGCCGGCGCUCUGCUGACAUGGUGGCCUUCAAGAGCUUCAUCUACCGCUUCGACGUGAGCAGCGGCCGUGGUGGGGAGCAGGGCCCAGGCGGUGGGACUGGCGGUGGUGUUGAAGUUUUCCGGUACAACACGGUGGCCAAGCGCUGGAGCCAGUGCGCCAGCCUGCGGCCCAGCGGUGGCCCCAUCCAGCCCUUCCGCUGCGCUCCCUUGGGCAACACCAUCUACUGCGUCAACCGGACCGGCACCCUCCGCUUCAGCCUAGCCCAGGACGGCGAGGUGGAAGCGGAUGGCGGGCUCAAGGGCACCUUCGACAGGGAGCUUCUUAAAGCUCCCUUGGAUGCCAAGGGUGUCCUCCUGCCCUUCGUGCUCACCCUGCCCGAGAGGCUGGACAAAGCAGGGGACCAGGAGGGCUCCCUCCCGCUGUGAGGUGGCCAGCCUGGCUCUGGCUUCCCAAGUGGGGAGCUGGGUUGCAGCUGUGGGGGACUCACAAACUCCCCCUUACAGAGGGGACCCUCUCUGGCAUGUCUGCAGAGAAAAGGGGCUCGCCCUUUCCUCCUCUCUGCUCCCAAGAUGUUGAGCUGGAGCCGCUUGGUUGUAACUCGGUUGUAACUCUUCUCGUGUUUGCUGUGCUUUGUGUGAAAAGCCAAGCACAUGAAAGGAAAAGCUGCUAUAAAGGAUAAUCUCUGGAUUAUGUUUGUGCCAAUUCCCCAUCUGAGAAAAACUUUUUUACACCUGGAUUUCUAAAAAAUUCCUGACAACAGUGUUGUAACGGGAUGUUACUGUUAGUGUUGGCCGCGUGUUUACACGUUGCAGUCUGGGCUGAAGCCUUUUCUGCCAUUUGUUUUCUUUCUCUCCAGGAUGAUACCAAGGGAUAAACACUGCUGGCAACAUAGCUUAGCUGUGUUUGUUUUUAUGUUAAACCAACUAUUUCCUGUGUUAGAAAAGUAUAGGAAGAACAUCUCCAUCACAGCCUUUCAUUUCUGGUGCAAUAGAUGGUUUAAGGAAGACGUGGCACUGUG